AUGUCCGACAACGGCACUGAAGAUGUCCGCUUCUGCAAGGAAAAGUUCCCGCAGCCGGGCGACUGCGUGGUGGUUGUUGUCGGAAAGACCACCGAGAAUGGCGUCCACGUUAAGCUCCUCGAAUACGGCCAAAUCGACGGCCUUAUCCGCAGGGAGGAUAUUGCUCCCUGUAAAGUUGUGAUUGCCCGGGAGGGUAAGAACGAGGUCGUCAAGGUUCUCAGUGUCAACGCUGAGACUGGCCACAUCGAGCUAUCGAAACUUCAAGUCACCGACGACGAGCACAAAAAGUGCGACGACAAAUACCACAGAGCAGUAACCGCCGACGGGGUGCUUCGCUACGUCUCUGACCAGACCGAGAUUGAAGUCUCGGUGGCACAGCUGUAUGAAGAUAUUGGCUGGCCGCUCGUCGAGAAGUAUGGUAGCUUGUACGAUGCGUUUAUCGCUAGCAAGAAGAACGACCAAGUCUGGCAACCCUUAACCUUUGCCGCACCCGAGGUCCUCUCCGCACUCAUCGCCUGCGUUAAUAUCCGCAUCUCUCCCAAUCCUAUCAAGCUCUACGCCGAGAUAGACGUUCUCUGCAACGGCUACGGCGGAAUCGAUGCCAUAAAGAGCGCCCUUUUUGCUGGUGAGGCCAUGGGCACCGACAUCGUGCCCAUUAAGACGCGCUAUAUUGCCGCGGCGCGGUAUAAAAUCGGCUCUGAGAGGUGUUAUGACCGUGUGUUGGGGCUCGAGACGCUGGCCAAUGCUGUCGACGCGGUUAAGGAGGUGAUUAGGAGAGAGGAGGACGGGGAGUGCAAUGUAAGGAAGUGGCCAGAUGUGAGCGCGGAGGAGAAGAGCUUGCUUGGUUGGAGGUUGAGCCAGCUGGUGAAGGAGGCGGAGGAGGCAGAUUGGGAGGAUGAGGCAGAUUGGGAGGAGGAGGCGGAGUAUAUGGGUUGGGAGGAGGAGGUGGAGUAUAUGGAUUGGGAGGAGGAGGCGGCGAGGGAGAGGGAGGAGGUUGAUGAUGAGGAAGUUGAGUUUACGGAGGAGAACUAG
Molecule: messenger RNA, 1032 nt
Organism: Morchella sextelata
Lineage: Eukaryota; Fungi; Ascomycota; Pezizomycetes; Pezizales; Morchellaceae
Exons: 4
Coding region: 1-1032 (343 amino acids)
Molecular function (GO): ribosome binding; RNA binding; translation initiation factor activity
Source: RefSeq, a predicted model, not a curated record